CAAUAAACAAGAAAUAGAUAAAACCAAACCAGAGUGUCGUACCACCUCCCGAAAUCAUUGCCCUUCAACUGGCACCACUUUGAGAGUCUGGUUAAAACGCGGCCGCUCCAGACGUAACUAAUACUGCACUCCUAUUCGUUCCUGUCUAGAGCGUUCAGCGCACUAUUUUCGUUAUGCGCGCUGUACUCAAGCCCUUCGUAAUCCAUGCCGCCUAUUCUCCCAUUGAGACUAUCGUCUUUUUCUCCAUAGUUGGAACUUUGGCUUACUUCCAUGUCCUUUCCGCCAUCAAACACUCAGCCUUCUUCGCACCCUCUUAUCCUUCUAUUCUACGCCCUUCACAUGCUCUUUUACGUGGUAACGAAUGGGUCAGUGUCCGAGACACCUUCUGGCAUCACGCGAAAGCCAAAUACUCUCCCGACGCCUCCAUACUUCCUCUCGAACUCUUUCCAGUCGAGUAUUCGUUAGAUUCCGUUCAUCGGUUAACGGAGACCACUCCCGACUGGUUGACAUUCUUUGCAAAUACAGAUUUGACCGAAUCGGUUCUUAACUUCACAAAAGAAAUACCUACUUCCAUAUCGGGAUUCGCAUAUGACAACGCCUGUUUCAGACCCGUCAGUAGCGAAGCGCUUGAACUCGAAGCGCCUUGCUUUACAAAUGAGCUGGUCAAGUCUCGGUCCAUUCAUCAAACCCUUGCGUUCACACCAGGUGUCAAGGAAGACUUUACUGUCGCGUUCGACCGUUUGAUCAAGUCUUCUCCGUUCCACGGUGGCGUGGAAUUUGAAGUAGAAGCUAAACAGGCUGAGGCAAUCGGUGACAUGAAGAGUAGCAAAUGGGUAGCGUAUGCCGCUACCGCUCUUGUCGUACGAUUCUGGGAUUUAGCCAAGAAAGCAGAUUCCCUCGACAUCGUCUUGAUCUUGGCCGGCUACGUCCUCAUGCACGCCACUUUCCUUUUGUUGUUCUAUCGUUCUCGCCGACUCGGUUCAAAUUUCUGGCUUCCUUCUGCCAUUUUUACUUCUUCCGUAUUCGCACUUCUUUUGUCCCUGCCGAUUGCUAUGUGGUUCCGCAUUCCCAUGGAUCCAGUUGCCCUAACGGAAGCCCUUCCGUUCCUCGUGUGCACGGUCGGAUUUGACAAACCUCUGCGCCUGGCUCGAGUGGUGUUCAGUCAUCCUCAUCUACAAAGCCCUGUAGGUGGCUCUAGCUCAAAUGGACAACUAAAGCCUGCAGGCGAAAUUGUGCUCGAGUCGUUGAGCAGUGUCUAUACUCCCAUAUUUCGUGAUUAUGUUCUUGAGAUUGCCGUUCUUGUCAUUGGAGCUUACAGUAAAGUCAACGGUCUAAGCGAGGUGUGCGCGCUUGCUGCUCUCGUCCUUGGCAUGGACUGCUUGUUGCUAUGCACGUUCUUAUCGUCGAUCCUUUGUGUCAUGAUUGAGGUCCGUCGUAUUCAAUCCAUUCGGGCUAUCUCGAAAUCCAGAGUUGCUUCCAGAGUCGCCUCUGUUGCUACUUCGCCUACUAGUUCACCAAAGCUUCGUCCGUCGCAUCCCAGCUUAGGCAAAAAAAUCUCUUCCUUGGUUUUAGGUGAAAAGGGAUCCAGCCUCCCUGCAACCCCCGGAAAGAAACAGGAUAAGCCUGAGAAUCCUGUAGCUCGCCUCAAAUUGCUCCUGAUCACUACUUUCCUCACACUGCAUAUCCUCAACUUCAUUACUCCCUUAACUCCUCAACGACAUCUCUCCCUGCAGUCAAUAAACUCUUUCCGCAAGGUUGACAUCUCGACUCCUGCGAUUCAGCAUGUCCUGAACUCCCUUGCUGCCACCGAGCACAUUGAGGCCGAAGUCAACGAGGGUACCGAGACAAAUAACCAUGGUCUUUUAGUUAAGGUUAACCCCUCCAUUCAUGUUCGGGUUAUACCCCUGGACUCUGCUAUUCACGAUUCCGCGAGCUCUUCGUCUGAUUCUGGUACCUCUCGUUCCACCUCGGAAAUAGUGGAAAACUUUAUGUCGAGCUGGUCCCGUCUUGUAGGAGAUCCUGUCCUGUCGAAGUGGAUUGUGAUGGUUCUGGCAGUCUCUAUUAGCUUGAAUGGCUACUUGCUCAAAGGGAUUGCAGCAGGCCUUGGUGGGAAGGGAUCCGUGGCAAAAUUGGGUGGCGUUCGGUUUGGCGGUGACGCUACUGCUGAACCCUCAUCAUCUUACGCACAUUCCGAACCUGUCGUAGUACAGCAACCUGUCUCGCCUAUUGCUCUCAUGCCGCCGCCAAUCAUUGCUCCCGCUCCGGCACCUCGUCGUCCAGCAACGUUUACACUCGAUGAAGUCGACCGCAGGCUUCAAGCACGUCGUCUCACUCAGAGCUCUUCCUCCCAAGAUGCGUCGUCGUCGUCUUCUGAUAACGAGGAAAAUGACGUGAUUGUCCGUUCGCUCGAGGAAUGCAUCGAGAUCUUUGAAAAGGGUCCCCGACCGGUCAGCGUCGCUUUGUCAUUAUUGAACGAUGAGGAGGUUAUUCUUCUGGCUCAAAAUGGAAAGGUAGCCGCAUAUGCGCUAGAGAAGGUACUAGGAAACACUGAAUAUGAGAGGGCUGUGAGAAUUCGUCGUGCGCUGAUCUCUCGUGCAUCGUCAACACAAACCCUCGAACAUUCGGACGUACCUAUGCGUCAUUACGACUACUCUCGUGUUAUGGGCGCUUGCUGCGAGAAUGUGGUCGGUUUCAUUCCCCUUCCUCUAGGUAUUGCUGGGCCUCUGAAGAUCGAUGGUCAUCUAUUUCCUAUUCCCAUGGCCACAGCUGAAGGUACACUCGUCGCCUCCACUUCUCGUGGAUGCAAGGCUUUGAAUGCUGGUGGAGGAGUGACCACCGUCUUGACUCAGGAUGCAAUGACCCGAGGGCCUGCUAUCGACUUUCCCUCUAUCGUCCAGGCUGCGAAAUGUAGGGCUUGGAUUGACUCUGAGGAGGGCUACUCUAUUGUCAAGGAAGCAUUCGAGUCAACAUCGCGGUUUGCGAAACUGCGCAGUCUCAAAUGCGCGAUGGCUGGCCGAACGUUGUUUGUCCGGUUCGCCACUGCCACUGGGGAUGCCAUGGGUAUGAAUAUGAUAUCUAAAGGUACCGAGAAGGCUUUGGAAGUCAUGCAGCAACACUUCCCUGACAUGAUUACACUGGCAUUAUCUGGCAACUACUGUACAGACAAGAAGCCAGCAGCGAUUAACUGGAUAGAGGGUCGGGGAAAGAGCGUCGUUGCGGAGGCGGUCAUACCAGGGAAGGUCGUCAAGAGUGUUUUGAAGACAACAGUAGAGGCACUUUGCAAUCUGAACACGAAGAAGAACUUAAUUGGAAGUGCAAUGGCUGGAUCUAUCGGUGGUUUCAACGCUCAUGCUGCCAACAUUUUAACGGCUAUAUUUCUUGCUACUGGUCAAGAUCCUGCGCAAAAUGUUGAAAGUUCUAACUGUAUGACACUCAUGGAACCUACCAAUAACGGUGAAGACUUACUUAUGACAGUCUCAAUGCCUUCCAUUGAGGUCGGUACUGUCGGCGGUGGAACCGUCCUCGCUCCCCAACAGGCUAUUCUCGAAAUGCUUGGGUUCAAGGGUGCUCACCCUACACAUCCUGGUCAAAAUGCUCAAGCCCUUGCUCGCUUAAUUGCUGCGGCCGUUAUGGCAGGGGAACUUUCGUUGAUGAGCGCUCUUGCUGCAGGUCAUCUUGUCCGCGCUCAUCUGGUACACAAUCGCUCUCAACUUAAUACACCUGCUGCUUCUACCCCUGUUACGCCCGGUGGUCCUCUCGGAACUGAGACUGGUGGUGUUCUCGGGAUAAAGGCGAGAGAAUUAGGUAUGAGCGCUCUCACACCAUCGGCGUCCACUGGGUCAUUACCCCCUUAUUCAUUAGAGAAACCUUGAACGCUACAAUACAACAUUCGUAUGAUAU
Molecule: messenger RNA, 3900 nt
Organism: Lentinula edodes (shiitake mushroom)
Lineage: Eukaryota; Fungi; Basidiomycota; Agaricomycetes; Agaricales; Omphalotaceae
Product: hydroxymethylglutaryl-coenzyme A reductase-domain-containing protein
Exons: 8
Coding region: 174-3872 (1232 amino acids)
Biological process (GO): ergosterol biosynthetic process; isoprenoid biosynthetic process; coenzyme A metabolic process
Cellular component (GO): endoplasmic reticulum membrane; peroxisomal membrane
Molecular function (GO): protein binding; hydroxymethylglutaryl-CoA reductase (NADPH) activity
Source: RefSeq, a predicted model, not a curated record